This is a messenger RNA of Oryza brachyantha (malo sina), 3307 nucleotides long. RefSeq names its product histone-lysine N-methyltransferase family member SUVH2-like. The coding region runs from base 264 to 2333 and encodes 689 amino acids. The transcript is spliced from 2 exons. The record is from RefSeq and is a predicted model, not a curated record. Gene Ontology annotation, cellular component: nucleus. Gene Ontology annotation, molecular function: zinc ion binding; histone methyltransferase activity; protein binding. NCBI's taxonomy places the organism in Eukaryota, Viridiplantae, Streptophyta, Magnoliopsida, Poales, Poaceae.
AAAGGGCGCUCCAUUUCGGAGAUUUCGCACUUCCCCCCCUUCUCCCUCCCUCUCCUCCACCUCCAUCCCCAUCGCCGAUUCAACCGAUUCGCCAUUGCCCCCACCUCCUCCACCUCGCCGCCGUCGCCCCGCCGUCGCCGCGCCCCUCGGCUUGUCGGUAGGCCGGUAGGAUUUUGCGGGGAGGGUGGGGAGUUUGGGCAGUUGGUGCGGGCGAAGGGUGGGUGGUUUUUUUUUUUGUGUGAGAGAGAGGGAGGGAGGGGGCAAUGGAGAUGGAGAUGGAGAGGGAGAGGGAGACAUCGCCUUCGUCUUCGGCGCCGUCGUCGGCGUCGUCCGACUCCAUCGACCUUAACUUCCUGCCGUUCCUGAAGAGGGAGCCCAAGUCGGAGCCGGCCUCCCCUGAGCGAGGGCCGCUGCCGUUGCCGGUGGUGACGCCGCCGCCGCCGGCGCAGGCCCAGGCGCAGGCGCAGGCGCAGGUGCAGGCACAGGCACAGGCGGCGGCAUCUCCGCUGCCGGCGACGCCCGACCUCUCGGCGGCGGCGGUCAUGACGCCGCUGCAGUCGCUGCCGCCGAACCCCGAGGAGGAGACGCUCCUGGCGGAGUACUACCGGCUCGCGAGCCUCUACCUGUCGUCGGCGGGGGCGGCCGGUGUGCUCGUGCCGGCGCCGACGCCGGAGGCCUCCGCGGGGGCGGUGGUGCAGCCCGGGUCGGGCUCCGCGGGGAAGAAGCGCCGGCCGCGGUCGUCGGAGCUGGUGCGGGUGUCGUCGCUGAGCGUGCGGGACCAGAUCUACUUCCGGGACCUGGUGCGACGGGCGCGCAUCACGUUCGAGUCGCUCCGCGCGAGGCUGAUGAGGGACGACGAGCGAGCGGAGGCGCUCGGCCUGAUGGGCGUAGGCGGGCUCGCUGCCGUGGAUCGCCGCCGUGUCCGUGCCGACCUGCGGGCCGCGGCGCUGAUGGGCGACCGGGACCUGUGGCUCAACCGCGACCGCCGAAUCGUGGGACCGAUCCCGGGGAUCUCGGUUGGGGACGCCUUCUUCUUCCGCAUGGAGCUGUGUGUUCUAGGUUUACAUGGCCAGGUACAGGCUGGGAUCGACUUUCUCACGGCUGGGCAAUCAUCUUCAGGGGAGCCCAUAGCCACAUCUAUCAUCGUGUCUGGUGGGUAUGAAGACGAUGAUGAUCGCGGUGAUGUACUUGUGUACACCGGCCAUGGUGGCCGUGACCCCAACCUCCACAAGCAUUGUAUUGAUCAGAAGCUCGAGGGUGGCAACCUUGCCCUUGAGCGUAGCAUGGCCUAUGGUAUUGAGAUCCGUGUGAUCCGCGCUGUCAAGUCCAAGCGCAGCCCCAUCGGCAAGGUAUACUUCUAUGAUGGCCUCUAUAAGGUUGUUGACUUCUGGCUUGACCGUGGGAAGUCUGGCUUUGGUGUUUACAAGUACAAAAUGCUGCGCAUUGAGGGGCAGGAGGCAAUGGGCUCUGUAAAUUUUAGACUAGCUGAACAGCUUAAGGUCAAUGCCCUGACUUUCCGGCCAACAGGGUAUAUGAGCUUUGAUAUCUCCUUGGGUCGAGAGAGUAUACCGGUUGCACUGUACAAUGAUGUUGAUGACGAUCGUGACCCACUUUUAUUUGAGUAUCUGGCCCGGCCGAUAUUUCCGUCCUCUGCAGUCCAAGGGAAAUUUGCUGAGGGUGGUGGUGGGUGUGAGUGCACUGAGAAUUGCUCAAUUGGAUGUUAUUGUGCACAGAGGAACGGCAGUGAGUUUGCAUAUGACAGGGUUGGUGCCCUUUUGCGGGGCAAACCACUGGUCUACGAGUGUGGGCCAUAUUGCCGGUGCCCACCUAGUUGCCCCAACAGGGUUAGUCAGAAGGGGCUUAAGAAUCGGCUUGAGGUAUUCCGUUCAAGGGAGACUGGAUGGGGUGUUCGGUCUUUGGAUCUCAUUAAGGCUGGAACCUUCAUCUGUGAGUUUAGCGGGAUAGUGCUCACUCAUCAACAGUCAGAGAUUAUGUCUGCGAAUGGUGAUUGCUUGGUGCGGCCAAAUAGGUUCCCUCCAAGGUGGUUAGAUUGGGGUGAUGUCUCUGAUGUGUAUCCAGAUUAUGUGGCAGCGAAUAAUCCAGCUCUUGCCGACUUGAAAUUUUCAAUUGAUGUGUCAAGGGCGAGGAAUGUGGCUUGUUAUUUCAGCCAUAGUUGCAGUCCAAAUGUGUUUGUCCAGUUUGUGCUGUUUGACCAUUACAACAUAUCAUAUCCUCACCUCAUGAUCUUUGCCAUGGAGAACAUUCCACCAUUAAGGGAGCUAAGCAUUGACUAUGGAAUGAUUGAUGAAUGGGUGGGAAAGUUAACCAUGUAGUCAGACUGUAUUAGAAGGCAAUGCUCAGGCAGCUCAGCUUAUCUCCCUUUGUUCUGAUGCUUUCAUAAUCCUUCUCAUGGAGGUUUUUGAGGUGAUUGCUGACAGCAAGUUUCUCCGAUGUCGAAUAACAGAAGAUUCCAUAUGGAGCAAUGUUUGAAGACCUGUGACAACUGACAAGCCUUCCUAUGUGGAAGGCAAAGCCACAGAUCAUUGUCAUCCACCGGGCACAAACCGUCCGUUGUAUAUUUUUGCAUGGUAACUGUUAGUGCCCGUGGCUAUUUUCCACUCACCCUUGGAGCUUUGAUGCCUGCCUUCGUAGGAAGCUUGUUUUGCACAGCAGGCGCUGAGUUUCACACUUGACCUCUGUUUUUUUUUCUUUCCUGCAAUCACUACGAAAACUCCCUAUGUAAAUAUAUCUGUACAUUACCCGACUUCAAAGUGUGUCCCAAUUGUUGGAAAAUGCUAGUAUCAUCAGUGGCCGCCCCCUGUCUUGCAUGGUAGCUCAUAGAUUUUCAUAUCCUACAAACUAGUACUGGAGAGGCAUUGCGUCGUGCACAUAUAUAUGCCGUGGUACUGGUUAUUGUUGGCUACUCAUUCUUUCAACUGUCAAGCAACUGGUGCCAGCCUGAUACCUGCAGCAAGUGCAACCUGUUGAGGUGGUAGUUGUAGAGAUGCCAUCAGCAAUGUUGGUUAUUGUUUAAUGGCCUAUUCUAUUAAGAUUUUUGUGCUUCAUGAACCUCUAUGAAAGGAGUAAUAUCUAGAUCGAUGGUUAUGCAAUCAAUCUCUGUUUGUAUGUUCCAGGUAAUUCAUCUACAAUUUCAGACGAUUUGCUGGAAGACAUGUUUUCUCUGCCGCCUGGGGGUGGAAAUGGCUAGCUUUCCCAUGUUUCUUCCCUUGUGUUCGAAAGUACGGUUUUGAGAAGUACCAUUUGUAAGCUCUUGGGCUGUAUAGUUAAUGACAUUCGGCGUGUUGAU